Messenger RNA from Panicum virgatum (switchgrass), 549 nucleotides. RefSeq lists its product as uncharacterized. Bases 1 to 549 code for a protein of 182 amino acids. NCBI's taxonomy places the organism in Eukaryota, Viridiplantae, Streptophyta, Magnoliopsida, Poales, Poaceae. The transcript has a single exon. The record is from RefSeq and is a predicted model, not a curated record.
AUGGCCAGAGCGAUCCGGCACGCCGCCCACCAGGAGCACCACUUGUUCCUCGUCGACUCCGGCGGGAGCAGCGGCAGCGACCGCGGCUUCGUGUGCGACGGCUGCCGCUGCCCGGGCGCCGGCCUCCGCUACCUCUGCGGCGCGUGCGACUUCGACCUGCACGGGCCCUGCGCGACGGCGCCCGGGGCCGCGUGGUUCUUCUUCCACGGCCAGCACCCGCUCGCGUUCGAGGUGGCCGGUGGCGGCAGCGGCGGCGAACCUCGCCGCCGCUGCGACAUCUGCGAGACGGACAUCCGCGGCAUGCACUACCGCUGCCGGCCGUGCGGCUUCGACGUGCACCCCGUCUGCGCGCAGCUGCCGGGCGCCGCCGUAUCGCCGCUGCACCCGGAGCACGUCGUGAUGCUCAGCGUGGGCGCCCCCGAGGAGUGCGCGCGCUGCGGCGUCGACUGCGUGUGGCGCUAUCGCUGCGGAUUGUGCGACGUCAACAUUCACCCAAGAUGCCUGCUGGGGACUGAUCAGACGCCGCUCAACAUCCCCAAGAGCAACUAG